This is a messenger RNA of Hippopotamus amphibius kiboko, 5681 nucleotides long. RefSeq names its product transmembrane protein 185B (gene TMEM185B). Lineage: Eukaryota; Metazoa; Chordata; Mammalia; Artiodactyla; Hippopotamidae. The record is from RefSeq and is a predicted model, not a curated record. Bases 551 to 1603 code for a protein of 350 amino acids. The transcript has a single exon.
CGCGGCGGCCUGAGCCCCCGGGUCGGCAGCGGGCAAGGCGGGGCACCCGCGGCAGGCCGCGCCCCCGCCCCUCGGCCCCGCCUCCUGCCUGGGCCCCGCCCCCGGCCGGCCCGGAGGAUGUGAGCUCACUCUCACCUCCCUGCUCCCGACGCCGCCAGGAAGUGUCCGCCUGAGGUCGCGGCCCGCUCGCUGACAACUGGCCGGCCGGGGAGACGGCAGCUCGCCAGGCACCCAGCCCGAGUCGCCCGCCCCGACCUUCCCGGCGCCACACGGAGUAGCUCCUUUCCAAAUGGGUACGGAGUGAAGGCGGGCGACAGGGCGGACCCAGCGCCCCCACUCGCAGACUCCCCGCAUCUCGGCCCACCGCGCUUCCGGCGGACCACGUGACCGCGCGCGCACGUGUUCCGGCCUCGGCGCCGCUGGCCGGAAGUUACUCCGACCGGCGCCCGGCUGCUGCUCACUGAGAGCCGCAGCGGGCUGGCCUGGGAGGCGGCGGGCCCGGGGAGGGCGCGGAAGCGGCGCGCGCCGGGGGGCGGACAGCGGCCUCGCCAUGAACCCCAGGGGCCUGUUCCAGGACUUCAACCCGAGUAAGUUUCUCAUCUACGCCUGCCUGCUGCUCUUCUCCGUGCUGCUGCCCCUCCGCCUGGACGGCGUCAUCCAUUGGAGCUACUGGGCCGUGUUCGCCCCCAUCUGGCUGUGGAAGCUCCUGGUCCUCGCGGGCGCCUCGGUGGGCGCGGGCGUUUGGGCGCGGAACCCGCGCUACCGCACCGAGGGGGAGGCCUGCGUGGAGUUCAAGGCCAUGCUGAUCGCUGUGGGCAUCCACCUGCUGCUGCUCAUGUUCGAGGUCCUGGUCUGCGACAGAGUGGAGCGGGGGACCCACUUCUGGCUGCUGGUCUUCAUGCCGCUCUUCUUCGUGUCCCCCGUGUCCGUGGCUGCCUGUGUGUGGGGCUUCCGACACGACCGGUCCCUGGAGCUGGAGAUCCUGUGCUCCGUCAACAUCCUGCAAUUCAUCUUCAUCGCCCUGAGGCUGGACCGGAUCAUCCACUGGCCGUGGCUGGUGGUGUUUGUGCCGCUCUGGAUCCUCAUGUCGUUCCUCUGCCUGGUGGUCCUCUAUUACAUCGUCUGGUCCCUUCUGUUCCUGCGCUCCCUGGAUGUGGUUGCUGAACAACGAAGAACGCACGUGACCAUGGCCAUCAGCUGGAUUACCAUCGUGGUGCCCCUACUCACCUUCGAGGUUCUGCUGGUGCACAGGCUGGAUGGCCAUAACGCCUUCUCCUACAUCUCCAUAUUCGUCCCCCUUUGGCUCUCGUUAAUCACAUUGAUGGCCACAACCUUUAGGCGGAAAGGGGGCAACCAUUGGUGGUUUGGUAUUCGCAGAGAUUUCUGUCAGUUUCUGCUCGAAAUUUUCCCAUUUUUAAGAGAAUAUGGGAACAUUUCCUAUGAUCUACAUCAUGAAGAUAGUGAAGAUGUUGAAGAAACAUCGGCUCCAGAAGCUCCUAAAAUCGCUCCGAUGUUUGGAAAGAAGGCCAGGGUGGUGAUAACCCAGAGCCCUGGGAAAUAUGUUCCCCCACCUCCCAAGUUAAAUAUUGACAUGCCAGAUUAAACUCGGCUUCUGGGGUGUGCCCACAAGUGGAAGAGAAACCAGAUACACACAGAAUCCACCUUACUUUGGCCUCCUUGCUCAUCCAUGCCAAAUCUGGAACUGAAACAAGCUCCAGAUAUCAUUUCAUGCCUUGUGUGAGAUCGACGCUUAUCAGAGACUCAUCAGUAUUCACCAGAGAUGUAGGAGGCUGUGUGUGUGUGUGUGCGCCUGUGUGUGUGUGGUGUGCCUCCCUCCAUGUGUGAGGAACUUGUUUUGUAGGCUGGUGCUCGCAGAGCUUGCUGAGAGCAGUAAAUUGAAUUGUUUUGGUAGGUCCUCAAAUGGAAUAACUACACAGCUGGGUUUUUUUAAAGUGGUACUAUACCUAUCAAAAGUAUUGUUUUGAAAAGUAUUUUUAUACACUGCAAACGUAAACCUGUAUUUCAGAUUGUGCCUGUUCUCUUUCCCACCACUUGCAUAUAAACCUCAUAGUUAUUUAGUUUUCCUACUGUUAAAGUGGUUUUUCUUUGGGCUUUGCUGAUACUGGUCUUUAAUAGCCUAAUAGGUGAAUUUUUCUAGUGCAGUGAAUCCAUCCAUAUGUGAUAUUUAUGACUAUUGUAGCACUGUAAUAUGUUGAAUUCUAGUUUUGUGCAGUACAGUGUAUUAUGUUAAAGUAUUUUUUUAAGUUUAUAUGUGAAGAUAUAUGUCUAUUGCAGAUGUUGUUAAAGACUGCUUAAAACAUGAAUAUGUACCUGGCCUGGGGUCUUAUCAGAGCUCUAGGCAUGAGUAUAGGGAUUGAAAAUCCCCAAAAUCUUCAUAUUCAGGUGUUAGAUGAUUCCGUCUGCAGUUUGGAGGUCUCUCUUGGAAGGAGCCACCGUCCUUUGGGAACAGGUGACAUGCUGCAGUGUGGUACCAGACCCUAAAGUGACACUUACUCAGCACCUUGAAUUCUUCCACACAGGCAAGAACAUUUCUUCAGGAACAACCAACGGAAGCACGUGGUUUGUACAUUUCUAAGAAUUUUAGAAUAUUAGUUGGCCAUGACAUACAGUGGUGUUUGUACUUGCCAUUGGAAAGCUGGAGAGUGGCCUUAACCGGAAAUUGUCAGCAGGAUCGAGUACUAUUUUAAGUUCCAAAGUUUUUGAUCUGGCAGCAACAGGGAAAUAAUAGUUUAGGUUAUCUUUUAAACAAGUACAAUGUUUGCUUUAGGUACUGGUGGUACCGGGGAAUCAGAAGGGCAAAUACCAGAUCCUGCGAGAGUAACGUUCUGAGAACAAAUAAAUGCUUUCAACAGGAGGUUAAAAUUAAAAGGAGUAUUGAUAUUAUUACUGGGGAGAAGGCUGGAGGGAACCCAUUUCUGUUACUAGCAACCUAGUAAAAAUGAUCUUACCUGGGCUUCAUGUGAAUUAAGUAAACAAUUUACCUGGUGAGAAGACACGCUAGCAGCAAAGCCAGCCUUGGGAACCCAGGUCCCUGGAAGCUUGAGAGGGCCACAGCUCAGUUUAGUCACCUAGAACUGAACUGAGGUCAAGACAUGCACACAGUUGGCUUCUGCCAGCGGUCAGGAUGUGGGCGGCAGCCCUGAGCAGCAGUGGGUGUGACAUUUCAAGAGCGAGGAUUCACUCAUUCGCUUUCUCAACAAAUACUUAUUGAGGACCGACUCUGAGCCAGACAUGGAUGUGCAGAUCCAUUGGAAAGCAAUUCAGACGUGGCCCCGCCUGCACACACGAAGCACACAAAACUGACGGGAAGGUAGUGCUUGUCGCAGCAGCCCUCCUGCUGGAGGGGCCAGGCCAAGAGCAGGGUAUGUGGAAUGCGUGAGAGGAUGCUACUGGCCCCGGGGGAACUUCACCUGGAACUUCAGGCCCGCCUUUGUUUCAGGAGCCCUGCCCCGAUUGCCCCUCCACCCCCAAAUGAUAGCUCAAAGGCCUUGGCUUACACUUCGGUAGGAUUUGGGAGCAGAGGAGGAGGUUGCAGGAGGAACUGAAGGGCAGGUUUGGGGGCAGCAGUGCAAUCACCAGCACCACAGUUUGAGGCCAGGGGCUUGCUGACACCUAAAACAAUCCCUCCUAACCUAGGGGGCCCCUCCCACACUCACCUAGCCCAGCUCCUCUCCUUACCCCAGGUGGCCUGGUGUUGGAAAGCCAGUACCUGGAUGUGGUGACAGGCUUGCUCAUCCUAUCAGGCCUCUUUCCUGCCUCAAGACCAUUAAGUGAAAACAGCAGGAGUGACAGGUUGUAGAAGGCUGUUUCAUCUGUGAAGUUAACACAGUCUCAGCUGUGCCUGGGGAUUUACUUACUUGCUGGUGCAACUCUUGACUACUUACAGCAUUUAGCACGUAUCAAAUUCUCUAACCAGUGUCUCCUGUAAGAUGCUUAGUCAGCUUUUACUGCAAAACAACCUCAAAAAUCUCAGUGGCCUACCAAUUACAAAUUUGCGCUCUGGGGCCUUUGGCAUUCACACUCCAGGCUGUGGGUGUUGACCAGGUCUCUCCUAUGAAGCAUCCCGCAUCCCUGAUUCUAUUCCAGGUCCUGGGACAGGAGUAGCCGUCCCUGGGGCAUGUCCUUUCUCAUGGGAGAAGCACAAGAGGCCAAGCCACCUGCACAAGCGCACCUAUAGCCCCUGCUAGCAUGCAGUGUAUGACAGGUGUACUGUCCUGUUGGUCCAAGCACAAGGCCAAGCCCGACCUCGGGGUGGCCAAUUCAAGCCCAAGGAACAAUGACACAGUCUGCACAGAUGCUGCAAGACAGUUCUAGAGGCUAAAAAGGAAUCACAAAAUUUGUGGUAGAACAUGAAUGAUUUUCCCCCUAUGUUUUAUAAACUUUCUGUAAUUUUUUAAAAAGUUCAUUGUUCAGUACUGUAAUAAUAAUUAGAAGAGAAUCCCAGGGGGUGGGGAUCUGAGGUGAGAUGAGGAAGAUCCUGCAUUCAGACCCCUCUGUAAAGCGUGGAGCAUCCUGGGAAAGCGUGGCAUGUCCUGGGGCUCCACUCAGGAUGGGUUUAUGACAGUGCUGGACUCUGAGGGUUCCUCUGGGAGCCCUGCAGGAUGCUCUGGGAAGGCCCAGUGUGGGCACAGGGGCACCAGCUGGGUAGGAAGUGUUGGGAAACAAGGAUGAAGCGGAGUCUAGAUGAGCCUGGGCAGCAGAGCAGGUGAGGGAUGAAGCAGACCCUCCCGCCAGGCCUCAGACCUGGAGAGGAAGCCGUCGGGGGCAUCCGGGGAGCCCACAUGCUGGCAGGGAAGCCGGCACCAAGCUCAGCGGGCACGUGGGGAUCGAGGGGAGUUGUGCUGCCAGAAAACCCAGCAAGGUCGCACCUCAGGGGCCACCUGGUGAGGACACUGCAGCUGCUCCCCCACCACCAGCCACUGCCACCAGAGUGACAGAUGCCACCAGUGUGGCCCCUGCUGCCACGAGGGAUUCCUGAGCCGUCUGUGUCACAAGCUCAAGAUUCAAGUACCAGGAGGGAGAUGUGAUGAGCAAACCUCAGGUGCGCAUUUGCCCUGCAGACCCCAGAACUGAUGGGAGGUGAUCCGGUCCCUUUAGUGCUGUGAGGAGGAGACCGGACUCAAGGAUCUGCCCAGAAGGGAAGGGUGUUGAGAUGCGUGACCAAAGCCCGUGACAAAAGUGGAUGCGCAUCCUCCCCUCAAGCUUAUGCUCAACCACGGAUCCCCUCCCGUCUGGCAGGACACAGCUGGCCUCACAACCGAGCAGGGCUGCGUCCUCCACUCCUUCCUCCAGGCAGUUUGGAGGCAUCGCUUCCUCUCCUUCUGUCAUGGUGUCUCUAUUCUAGACCGUGGGGAUUAAAGUUACCACCACAGCAGGCCUCCAAGUGCGGUCCCCAGUGGUCCACAAGCACCUCCUUCCCCACGACACCUCUGGGGAAGUAGAUCCUCCUCAUUCUUCAGCCAAGACAUGCCUCACAUCAGGUGAGAUGCAGGCACAGGUCUGAGACACAGCUGCCUUCCACCAAACCAGACGCUAAAGGUUUGCAAAAAACAACGCCACUCCUCUACGCAACAGAUUUGUUAUUUUUUAUUUUAAAAAAGUUAGCAUGCAAUGGAUUUAUUGUUUUUAAAAGAAUAAAUAUUUUUUAAAGUCAUCGGCUU